Molecule: messenger RNA, 620 nt
Organism: Aedes albopictus (Asian tiger mosquito)
Lineage: Eukaryota; Metazoa; Arthropoda; Insecta; Diptera; Culicidae
Exons: 2
Coding region: 141-620 (159 amino acids)
Source: RefSeq, a predicted model, not a curated record
UAUGAUAACCUAAGCAUAACAACUUCCGACGUUGCCAUUGCAGAACCAAUCAAACUUUGAGCCCUCUACUACCUUCUCAGUUGGGCACUAUUGGGUAGCUCGCGCCACAAUAUUUCACCUUCAAUAAUCGAUCAAUUAACAUGUCCCGCGCCAACGCGAUCAUCGCCGUUUCCACUUUGUUGUGCCUGGGGUGGUUCCUGACCACGAUCAACGCAAAGGACUUCAACUUCAUCUUCGACCCGCACGAGCUGGAGUGCUCCGGCAAUGUGACAUACGACCGGGUGAUGCUGACGGCCUACCGACCGCGGACCGCCAGCGACGAGCGCCGUGACUACACCGACAUCAAGCUGAAGAAGCUGAACUCCCUGCAGGACUACCUGGACGACCGGGUGCCGUACGUAACGGUGGGAAUGGAUCCUUUGCUGAAAAUUCCCUACGGUACGCCGGUGUGCAUUCCGGAGUUGAACAUACACUUCCGGCGGAACCUCAACCUGCAGGUGCGGGACACCCAUCAGGAUCUGAUCGGAGGGGGCUACCGGCGGGUGGAUAUCUGCGUCCGAACGCAGGCGGACAGUUUCGAUGACUAUGUGAACCUGAUGGAUGCGACACUGAUUUUCUAG